Molecule: messenger RNA, 276 nt
Organism: Penicillium subrubescens
Lineage: Eukaryota; Fungi; Ascomycota; Eurotiomycetes; Eurotiales; Aspergillaceae
Exons: 2
Coding region: 1-276 (91 amino acids)
Source: RefSeq, a predicted model, not a curated record
AUGGAUGUCGAUAUUUCCAAGUACGCCUGGGUUGCGGUAAAAGACAAUGGGCAACGGUCGUUCCACCACCCUAAGAGUUCAAAACGGUCCACAUUGAUGGAGAUGCGUUUAUUCGAAGCAGAAGAAAACAGCCGUCUCCAGACGAAUCCUAAGGAAGCUAAUGGCAUCGAGGUUGAAGACAGCGAGGCUGUUGCCCUUGAUGCUCGUCCUUCCAGCAUCAAGGGUGAAGACUCUAUUCCACUUGAAGAGCGGGAUGCGAACUUUGGCGAGGGUUAA